AUGGCGAUUGGAGACGAAACUAACGAGAGCACAUCGAGACAUGUGAAUGCACCAGUAGCACCUGCUGUUUUUCCCAUAAUUGAUCAUAAUCAUCCUCUUUUCCUUCAACCGACUGAUACACCAGGUAGCUUGCUCAUUUCUCUUCAGCUAACUAGCUUAGAUAACUAUGCUUUGUGGAGUCGAUCUAUGAGAAUAGGUCUAUUAGGUAAAAGUAAACUAGGUUUUGUGAAUGGUCGAUACCCAAAAUCUAAGUUUGAACUUGAAUUUCAUGAGCAAUGGGAAAAGGUAAAUGUUGUAGUACUCUCUUGGAUGAAUGUUGUGUGCCCAGGGCUAUUAAGUAGUGUAGUGUAUACCUCUAAUGCUCAUAAGGUAUGGGAAGAUCUGAAGGAUAGGUUUGAUAAAGUAAAUAGAUCUAGAGUUCUAUACCUGCAUAGAGAUAUUCAUACACUAACACAAGGAACAAUGAAUGUAGCUGAUAACUUCUCUAAACUAAGUGAUCUAUGGGAUGAGUUUGAUGCCCUCAUGCCCUGUCCUGGUUGUCUCUGUCAAGAAUCAAAGAAAUAUGCUGAGCAUUUUGAGUAUCAUAGAUUACUUCAAUUUCUCCUGGGAUUGAAUGAUACUCACCCUCUAGCUCGAAACCAAAUCAUGAUGAUGAUAUUAGUGCCUAGUAUUAACAAGGCAUAUUCUCUUCUUAUGGAUGUGGAAAGCCAAAGGAAUCUGGCAAACUUCACUCAAAUGGUGCAAAUGACAGAGGUUGCUAACAUCAAUGCUUUGUAUGGCAACAAAAAUCCAACCCUUGGGAAUGGAUAG
Messenger RNA from Nicotiana tabacum (common tobacco), 810 nucleotides. RefSeq lists its product as uncharacterized. Lineage: Eukaryota; Viridiplantae; Streptophyta; Magnoliopsida; Solanales; Solanaceae. The record is from RefSeq and is a predicted model, not a curated record.